AUGUAUAGACUCUGUUCCGUGGAUCUUGACACUUGUCGAGUUCUUCAUUUGGAAAUCAAUCAACGUGUUGAUGGCAGAUCAGCGUCGCCACAUGGUAUACAACAAAAAAUGUGCAGGGACUUUUUGUCUGAGUUUGGUGACUCGGGAACGCUGGUAGCCCCUCGACGAGAUCUGAAGGAGAUCAUGGUUGUGGGACGAGCCGACUUUGUUUCAAAUUCAGCUGUGAAGUUUCAGCAGUGGCUCCGAGAGCAGUGUGUAACGGUCAAAUCAGUCGAUAGCGCAGACACGGUUUCAUUGGAGGAGUGCCUUCGAUAUUCUUUAUUUGUGUGGCUCGAAUCGCAGCAGUACUAUCGAUGUGGUAAGGCUCUGAUCAAAGGACCUUUUCUUGGCACGGACCCUUCUACCGUGGUAAGAAUCUGUAAUAUUCGUGGUGCAUUGUACUUCAACAGGAGAAAUAUUUCUUCGCAUAUCGCCGGAGACAGUUCGUCUGUUCCCACUGGAGUGCUGGCAAGUUCAGGACUGUUCAACAGAGACGCGCUGGGUUUACUGUUUACCCAAAUAUUCAAAGAAAUUUCGAUGCGUCUCAAAUUCCAGUAA
Cooperia oncophora is the source of this 597-nucleotide messenger RNA. NCBI's taxonomy places the organism in Eukaryota, Metazoa, Nematoda, Chromadorea, Rhabditida, Trichostrongylidae. The record is from the annotation of a GenBank genome assembly.